This is a messenger RNA of Saccharomyces eubayanus, 3432 nucleotides long. RefSeq names its product serine/threonine protein kinase SAK1 (gene SAK1). Gene Ontology annotation, molecular function: ATP binding; protein serine/threonine kinase activity. The transcript has a single exon. The coding region runs from base 1 to 3432 and encodes 1143 amino acids. Gene Ontology annotation, biological process: intracellular signal transduction; protein phosphorylation. The record is from RefSeq and is a predicted model, not a curated record. NCBI's taxonomy places the organism in Eukaryota, Fungi, Ascomycota, Saccharomycetes, Saccharomycetales, Saccharomycetaceae. Gene Ontology annotation, cellular component: cytoplasm.
AUGGGCACUCGUGAUCGAAAAAACGUCAUCGAAGAGCUCGAUAUACCUUCUGAUUUACAACUAGAAUUGACAGAGUCAGGUAAUAAUAGUACCGCAUCCCUCCGAAGUCCGACUAAGACCAGCGCUACCAAUCUACCAGCUAUGUCUGAAGAUAUAGCAGAUAAUGCAUCCAUAGCCUCUUCGUCAGUAGAUUCAUUAAACAUGCUAUUAGAGCGACAAAGAGUAAGACAAUUGAAUCAUCCUCAACACCAACAGCAUAUAAGUAGUUCUUUAGCGAAAACUCCAACCACUCUGUCAUCGUUUUCUUCAAUUGGAAGCGCAACUAAGAAUAAAGUCAAAGAAACCAAUCGAAUAUCCUUAACAUAUGAUCCUGUAUCAAAAAGGAAAGUUUUAAACACUUAUGAAAUCAUCAAGGAAUUAGGUCAUGGGCAGCAUGGGAAAGUGAAGUUGGCACGAGAUAUAUUGAGUAAGCAAUUAGUGGCAAUUAAGAUUGUCGAUAGGCAUGAAAAGAAGCAAAGGAAAUUUUUCACGUUCAUCAAAUCAAGCAAAAUAUUUGAAAAUGAUAAAAUUAAACGUGAAAUUGCUAUCAUGAAAAAAUGCCAUCACAAACACGUAGUACAACUGAUAGAAGUACUAGAUGACUUAAAGUCAAGGAAGAUCUAUCUAGUUCUAGAGUACUGUGCAAGAGGUGAAGUUAAAUGGUGUCCGCCGGACUGUUUAGAAUCAGAUGCCAAGGGCCCAUCUUUACUAAGUUUUCAAGAAACGCGAGAUAUAUUGAGAGGCGUAGUGCUCGGUUUAGAAUAUCUACAUUAUCAAGGAAUCAUUCAUCGAGAUAUCAAACCUGCCAACCUAUUAAUAUCAGAAGAUGGUACUGUUAAGAUUUCAGAUUUUGGAGUUUCAUUAGCUGCGACGAGCACCAAUAGCUCAGAUAGUAGCGAAUCUUUGGAUGAGUUGGAAUUGGCAAAAACCGUGGGUACUCCUGCUUUUUUUGCGCCCGAAAUGUGUUUGGGUGAGGAUGCAUUUGCUAAGUAUAAUCUAACAAAGGAAAACCUAUUUCGUGGCUCUUGCAUUUCAUUCAUGAUAGACAUUUGGGCUGUGGGUGUCACUUUAUACUGUCUAAUUUUUGGAAUGUUACCAUUUUUCUCCGAUUUUGAAUUGAGACUUUUUGAAAAGAUUGUCAAUGACCCUUUAAAAUUUCCGUCUUAUAAAGAAAUGCAGUCCAACAAAGUAUCUAAAAUAUCUUGUAAGGAAGAAUACGAAAUGGCCAAAGACCUUUUAUUGAAACUGUUAGAAAAAAAUCCUCAAAAAAGAAUGACCAUACCAGAGAUUAAAAAGCAUCCUUUUGUUUCUUGGGAUUUUGAUCAUAUAUCGAAGGAAGACGACAAAUUACUUGCUUCCACUCUCGAACAAAAACUUCGGUUUCAAUGUAAUCAAACUGAUCAGUUUGAACCUAUCUCUAUUUCGAAGCAUGAACUGAAAAAUGCUGUUUCUGGUGUAGGGAAAAAGAUCAAAGAGUCUGUACUGAAGAGCAUCCCGCUAAAGGAUCCAGUGGAUCCGUCACAUAUGAACUAUAUUCAUCCUACAGAAACUUCAAGAAGCCGAAGUGACGCUAAUGUCAUUGUGAGUGAAGGCUCGGUUUUGUCAAAUAUCAAAGACUUAAGUGCCAAUAACGCAGAUAGUGAUGCUGUUGAUAGUAGUAACGGCGAAGAUCGUUUCCGUGACAAUACAAAUGACGGCCAUUUAACUAAAAAAGAGCUAGAACAAGAAUUAAGCAAAUUUGAUGAUAAACACGAGCCCAGCAAUAUGGUGAAUUUACCAAUCAACUCAUCAUUUGCAUCAUUAGAUAGCUUCUACAUUGACAAUUUUGCAAUGGCAAAAAUGGGUAUGAGCUCUCCCGAAGCAGGGGAUCCUACUCUGUCUACACCGAAUCUUCCUUCUGCACCUUCGUCGACAAGACUAGGACGAUCUCCAAUAUUUGGUGGACUGCCUAAUCAACCAAGCCCUAUUCGUCCUGUUUUGCCGCAACAAAAAUCAUCAUUUUAUGCAUCAGGCCGAUAUGAUAAUAACCACAAUAAUCUUGUUAGGAAUUCCUCAUCUCAUUUGAUGUCACUCCAUUCCGGUAGACCAUCUUCAAGAAGUAGCCGAAUGAACUCGCGCAACCAAAACUUAACGAAGACACCUGAUAGCUUUUCCAAGAGCUUGAACGUGCAAGUGAGUGAACGAAAAGUCCCCAAGGAUUUGGAAAUGCCGACACCUAAAAGAAACCCUAAUACUAGCUACUCGAAGAGACCGUCUUCGGGAAAUGGCAGUAACAUACCAUCCGCCAAAACUGAUACUCUGGAUAAAAAUUCUAACGUUGAAGGUAAACCCCCUUCUAGAAAUUCUCCUAUAAAAUCGUUAUAUCAAAGAAUGAAGCAAUCUAAGGACAAAUCGCAAACGUUUGAAGUACGUCGAGGUAAUUUCUUCAGUCACUUUAAUGGUGAUGAUGAUGAUAGCAGUAGUCAGUCCUCAGUAACCAGUUCUGGUUCCGCAUCUGAUUCAGAAUUAUCAUCCUCCUCAUCAUCGGGUACAUCUCAGAUUCCAUCCAGGAACAGUUCUAGUAAUUUUAAUAGUGGCUAUUCAGAAACAGAAUCUUUACCUUUUGAGUUUGGUGUUGAUUCAGAAGAUGGAAGUGGUGUACUGUUAAGAGAUCUACCUACCGGAGACCAAAUAAGGCCAUUCCUGGAUAUGCAACCAUAUGGCCACGUGAAAGUUAGGAAUACACUCAAUUCCAAACCACCUUCUAUUUCGUCUUCUUCAUCUUCAUCAGAGGGUGAAGAGGAGUUAAUGCUAAACGCCGGGAAUGCGGGGCAUAGGAGGAGACACAACUCUUCAAAAGUUGAUGAGCCAUCAAACAACCCACAAAAUGUACCAAAUAAAGCAAUCUAUUCCAAUGGAAGCGUUCAUGAUAGCGAGACGACGAUAACUCCACAUAACAUAGACGGACUGAAGAUACAUCAAAGUCCGUGCCUUGAUCAACCCAUUGGGAAUCUCAAAACUCUAGUAUUACCAAAACACUUGGAUCAAAAAAAGGCAACUACAGAAACUUCAAAUUUAACCGAUAUUGUUGAAUUCAAUGCUAAUAGUAGUUGCCAAAAGGAUGAACACCUUGGAAAAAUCCUUUAUUCAAGGGACUUGUUAAAGGACGCCCUAGAUUCUACUAAUGUAGGUAGAAGAAGGUCUAUACCCUCAAAUAAACUAAGAGGAAGGAGGGAAGCCAAUACCAUUACUACUACUGAUAAUGGUGGUGAUGAUAAAGACGUGAGGAAGAAUGGUUAUAGGAAUAACGAACAACUAGGAGGCUUUGGCGGUAAUCACAAAAAUCAUGAACGAUCGCGAUCUUUGACAGUUGCAGAACUAAAUGAGUUAAAGAGAAGAGGUGUUCAGUUAUAA